Molecule: messenger RNA, 1697 nt
Organism: Chelonus insularis
Lineage: Eukaryota; Metazoa; Arthropoda; Insecta; Hymenoptera; Braconidae
Gene: Rab11
Product: RAS oncogene family member Rab11
Exons: 5
Coding region: 406-1053 (215 amino acids)
Biological process (GO): exocytosis
Cellular component (GO): recycling endosome; Golgi apparatus
Molecular function (GO): GTP binding; GTPase activity
Source: RefSeq, a predicted model, not a curated record
UGCCUCUCGAUUUGGAGGGGCGUAGAAAGGAGGCCAUAUUGUACAGUUAAAUUGAAAGAAAGAAAAUAAUUUAUUGUAUUCUUCAGUAAGCGCGAGUUUUUUCAUUAAAUAAUUAAAUCGGAUUCAUCAUAACAUCAUAAUAAAUAUUUUUGUUAAUAAAAUAAGUUUAUGAAAAUUCAGUAAUCACGAAGCGCUUACAGAACAAGCAAAGAAAAGUUGACAAAAAGAGAAAGACAAGUAAGAGAAAGAAAAAGAUACAGGAACUGACUUGAGCUCUCAAGCUGUCUCUUACAUAUAUUCUACAUUAGAAUUUUGUGAUUUUUUCAAUAUUUAUAAAUAAAUAUUAAUCGCCCUCGCUUAUAACAUUGUACGUUUGAAAAGGAAGUUUGUUGCUGCCACAACGAGAUGGGCACUCGAGACGACGAGUACGAUUAUUUAUUUAAAGUGGUUCUCAUUGGAGAUUCUGGAGUAGGAAAGAGUAACUUACUGUCAAGAUUUACUCGAAAUGAAUUUAAUUUAGAAUCCAAGUCUACUAUAGGCGUUGAAUUCGCCACACGUAGUAUACAAGUUGAUGGAAAAACUAUUAAAGCUCAAAUCUGGGAUACUGCUGGCCAAGAACGUUAUCGAGCUAUUACGUCAGCGUAUUAUCGAGGAGCUGUUGGCGCCCUUUUAGUUUAUGACAUAGCGAAACAUUUAACAUACGAAAAUGUUGAACGAUGGUUACGAGAACUACGAGAUCAUGCUGAUCAAAAUAUUGUGAUUAUGCUUGUGGGUAACAAAUCGGACUUAAGGCAUCUUCGUGCAGUACCAACUGAUGAAGCCAAAUCUUUUGCUGAAAGAAAUGGUCUUUCUUUCAUCGAAACAUCGGCACUUGAUUCUACUAAUGUUGAAACGGCCUUCCAAAAUAUUCUUACAGAAAUAUAUAGAAUUGUUUCUCAAAAACAAAUAAGAGAUCCUCCGGAAGGAGAUACAAUCAGGGCACAAAAUGUAGAACCUAUCGAUGUAAAACCAACAAUGAGUUCUGAUGGAAUGCGUAAACAAUGCUGCCAGUGACUCGCCGCACUACUUUCCACAAGAAGUUGUCCGGAGGGAGAAAAAAUAAGAACGGUGACUGGUGAUAAAUAUUGCAGGUGCAUAAUGGUAAGAGAACUAAGACUAUGUGUGCGGGCCUGUACUCUGGUAUACUGAGAAGAAUUCCUUACGUCAGUAAAACAUCAGAAUUAAAAUAAAACAAAGAAAAAAACCCGGGGGAUGCUGCGGUCUAUCGACAUUGAGGACAUUCAAAUAUAUUAUCUUACAUGUGAUCGUGAACGCAUUUCGAGCAUUCUUCAGUUACAUUUAGAUUGUGGUUACGCUCGUGAAGCGAACAACGAACACUUGUCUCAUAAACCUGUGUCCCUUUGGAGUUGACUUAUUAUUCUAUCUCCUUCGCUCUCUCCCUCCAAUUAUCUCAAAAUCCAUUAUUCUUAAACGAUCAUGUUUAUCUGUAAGUUAUUUAACAAUAAACAUGUGUCCUGAAAAUACAGACUCACAUACAUAGCAUACAACAGACACAAUAACAUAUACAUAACUGACACGCAAUCACGUGGUACAUAAAUAUUAUUAUGUUACAAUAAUUAAAUGUUGUAUUAUCGCUUCUUUGUAAUACAUAAUACAAUUAUUAUUCUCUACGCAUAGUGUGACCGCGACUUAUAUUA